AUGUUGCUUGGGGGCUCAUAUCACAGCAAGGCCGUCAAGCUGUUCUCCACGCAGGUGUGUUUGUGUGUGCUCGGGGAGGGAGAGGAGGAGCUGUACCGCAUGGGUGGGCGGUUUAAGAGACGCUUCCCCAUGUUGCUUGGGGGCUCAUAUCACAGCAAGGCCGUCAAGCUGUUCUCCACGCAGGUGUGUUUGUGUGUGCUCGGGGAGGGAGAGGAGGAGCUGUACCGCAUGUGUGGGCGGUUUAGAAGGCGUUUUGCCACGUCGCUCGGGGGCUCAUAUCACAACAAGGCCGUCAAGCUGUUCUCCAUGCAGGUGCGUUCUGCUGAGGUCGCUCGUUCAGCAGCCAGUGCAGUCGCCUUUGCCAUCGGCCUCCUAGAGAACUCCGGCUCCCUCACCUUUAGAGGCACCUCAAUUCUCAUGCUUGCACCUCUCUACUCCAUCCUCUCUACACCACCCCAACCUCCCUUCCCCCCCCCUCUUCAGGUCGCCCGUUCAGCAGCCAGUGCGGUCGCCUUUGCCAUCGGCCUCCUAGAGAACUCCGGCUCCCUCACCCCCGCGCGCCUUCGCGCCUUCCCGGUAAUCUCCGAGACCCAGGAAGGUGACACGAAGCUUCGUUUCCACAACCUCUGCGGCGCUUAUGCGGCCGUGAAAGAGAACGCCCAGGGGCCGCUGGAUGAAGGGUGGGAGAUUUUAUGGGGGGAAAUUGCCCUAGAUAUUAACAAACAGCUUGGCCUAGUCCCUGAAUCACCUGAGGCACAAAAGAGGGGGUUGAAAGAGGAAGGGGUGAGAGGGGAGGUUGCAAGGGAUGGGAUUGAACAGCUGGGGUUGGAACAUGGGGGGUUGGAACGGAAUGGAACGGACGGCCGGGAUGCGGGGCUGGAGGCGGCUGGAGGUGAUCUGACGGCGUACGAUGUGAGUGGGCUGUGGCUGCAGUGCAAGCACGAGUCAGGGGUGCUGUUGAGAGGGGGAGGGGGGAGAGAAGGAGAAGCGAAUAAAGGUGAUAGGCUGGACACGGCCUCCCGCGCGUGUGGGCUCUUCUCGGCGCGCCACCUGGCGGUGCUGGAGUGGAUUGAUGACGUGGACACGUUCAUGCAGAAGGGGUAUGGGCGGGAGAUUAACUACCACAUGGGCCUAAAGCUGCUCCAGGAAUUGAACUCCCCUAACGAGGCCGCCUCUAAAGAGGACAAACGCGACCACCAGAACGAAAACCAGCAGCAGCAAUUGGAUCAGCAGCAGCAGCAGAAGCUGCAGGAGGAAGGCCCUCACCAUGACAAGUACGACGUGCUAAUGGCGAAAGUAGCCGCUACAAUCACACAGCAGUUCGCCCCACCAGUGCCACUGCCCCCCGUCCCUCCAUUGCACCGGCGCUGGCAGGCCAGCCAGAUUGCACCCUAUGCUGCCAACACGGCCGUCAUCCUCUUCCGGUGCGGUCCCAAUGGGACUGAUGGCCUUCACAUGCCAAGCACUGCAGCCUCCAUCUCUGGUGCUUGUGACGGUGGUGGUGGUGGCAACGGCGGUGACUCUGCUGUGUGGAGGAAGGAUCAUCUGCCCCUUCGCUACUUUUCAGAAAGCGGUUCUUGA
Closterium sp. Yama58-4 is the source of this 1581-nucleotide messenger RNA. NCBI's taxonomy places the organism in Eukaryota, Viridiplantae, Streptophyta, Zygnematophyceae, Desmidiales, Closteriaceae. The record is from the annotation of a GenBank genome assembly.